Blepharisma stoltei is the source of this 629-nucleotide messenger RNA. NCBI's taxonomy places the organism in Eukaryota, Ciliophora, Heterotrichea, Heterotrichida, Blepharismidae. The record is from the annotation of a GenBank genome assembly.
AUGGAAGAUCCAAUCAUUAAUCAUAAUCAGCUCACCACGGUGCCAACUUUUGAGCAGAAUCUUUCCAAUACAAUCAAUUCAGAAGCACACCCAUGUCCUACCGAGCAUAACCACAAAUUUUCAAAAAAUUCUGCAAAAUAUGUAAUUGAGUCAAAAAAAAAUUCGCCAAGAAUUUUUGAAAAUAGAAAUAUUAAAUCUCACAAGGGGAAUGCAGUUGUUCCAUAUAUAAAUAGCGAAAAUAAAAAUCUCAUUGAAAAACCAGACGAAGAGCAUAAGCUCGUAUAUGCAGAAACGUUUACCCUCCAUUCAUUUAUCAAAUAAAGCACAAUAUUAAAAAUAUUAUCAAUAAUAAAAUUUUUAUAAAUUUAUUUAUAUAAUAUAACCGAAAGUUUAGGGAAAGGUCAAGUGAUAAGCUGGAAACGAUUAUAACCCAUAGUAAAACUACAAGAAAUCACCACGAAGAAGCAAGACCAAGAACAGUCAGAAUUAGUAAAUGUGGGAAAUGCAAAAAACUUUCAUAUAUAGAAAAUGACAUUUGUUGUCAUUGUAAAACUGUUUGCAACAAGAGCUCAUACCUAAAAUCUUUUGCGCGUGCAUCUGCCUAUUGCUGCUGCUGGCUUUGCACGUAA